Messenger RNA from Leptinotarsa decemlineata (Colorado potato beetle), 1942 nucleotides. RefSeq lists its product as uncharacterized. The record is from RefSeq and is a predicted model, not a curated record. NCBI's taxonomy places the organism in Eukaryota, Metazoa, Arthropoda, Insecta, Coleoptera, Chrysomelidae.
UAUGGGAAGAGGGGAAGAAGUGCAUGGACGCACCUCAGAAAAUUAUAAGGAUUUAAUGAAUUCUACUCGAGAUAUCACUUCAAGGCUUCGUAACCUCGCUUUUCCAUCCGCUGAUGAUGCAAUAUUGAUUCAUCAAAACCCAGAAGAGAGAUUUCCGUAUUUUGAUGUAUCAAGGUGGCGAAUACACUUCGAUGGGGAGUUGAGUGUUACCAACUUUUUGGAAAAAAUUGAGGAGCUUCGUUUAUCUCACGGAGUUACAAAACAGCAGUUGCUAAGAUCUGCUCCAGAAUUAUUCACGAAGGAUGCUCUUUUCUGGUUUAGAACGCAAAAUUUCAAGUCAUGGGAUAACCUGGUGGAAAAACUGAGGAAAGAUUUCUUUCCUUAUGACUAUGAGUUUGAUCUCUGGGAAGAAAUACGCAAACGCACUCAAGGUUCCAAAGAACGAGUGAUGACUUUCGUGGUGGCAAUGGAGAAUCUCUUCAAUAAAUUAGGUCCGAAUAAACCCUCCGAAGAAGUUAGAGUUAAAACUAUUCGUCGAAAUUUGCUCCCUUACAUUCAGUCUCAGCUAGCCUUGGAGGCAAUUGAUUCAGUUUCGGAUUUGGUAAGACUAAGUCGCACAGUGGAGGAAACUGCGAUCCGUACUCAGAGAUUCUGUCCACCUCCAACGAACUACAAACAGAUGUUAGAGCCAGAACUUGCCUACCGAAAACCACCUGGUAGCUCAGCUAUUUCAGUUGUAAGUACUGAUUGUGGUAUUGACUUCUGGUCGAAAAUGGGAAUUGUACCGGACCUUUACUCAGGAGAAUGGACUUUCAGGUCUGAGGAAGGUGUUGUAACAACAGAGACCUGUGCAAUCCACAGUACAGAUUAUCUUACCCCUGCACAGCGCAAAAUAUUAGAUGACCUAAUAGAUAGUACUUUCCGGUCAAUGGGAGACAAAUUGGGUUGUACUGAUAAAGUCGAACAUCAUAUUCGAACACACUCCCCACCGAUAAAACAAAGACACUAUCCACUCUCCCCUACAUCACAAAGGCAAGUUAACAUUGAAUUAGAGAAAAUGUUGGCAGAGGGGAUAGUGGAACCUUCCAAUUCACCAUGGGCAUCUCCCAUUGUUCUUGUGAAAAAGCCCGACGGUCAAUAUAGAUUCUGCGUGAACUAUAAAAAACUGAAUGAAGUAAGUCUUCCUGAUGCCUACCCUUUACCAUUCGUUAGUUCUACACUUGAUAAGUUACGAGAUGCAAAAUUUCUGACCACACUGGACAUAAAAUCGGCGUAUUGGCAAAUUAAGGUGGCAGAAGCUUCCAGGCCCCUUACGGCGUUUGUUGUGCCAACUCGAGGACUUUUCCAGUUUUGUAGAAUGCCCUUUGGUUUACAUAACGCUCCAGCUACUUGGCAGCGAUUUCUUGAUGGAGUAGUGGGAGUGGACCUUGAGCAGUAUGUGUUCGUUUAUCUAGAUGACGUGGUCAUCUGUACUCCCACCUUCGAUCAACACAUCUCUGUUUUGAAAGAGGUCUUGUCUCGAAUCAUGGCCGCUGGAUUAACCCUCAAUAAAGAGAAAUGUUGUUUUUGCAGACCAGAGUUGAAAUAUUUGGGAUAUGUUGUGAACUCGACCGGUUUAUUGGUUGACCCUGGAAAAGUCGAGGCCAUUAUCCGCAUUCCUACUCCUCGGAGUGUCUCUGAAGUAAGGAGGAUAGUGGCUCCACUAACAGCUCUUUUGAAGAAGAAUGCCAAAUUUGUCUGGUCAGAGGAAUGCGAGAGAGCAUUAGAUACAAUUAAAGAUCGUUUGAUCUCAGCACCGGUCCUUUCUUGUCCCAAUGUUGACCUACCAUUCACCAUACAAACGGAUGCGUCAGAUUAUGGUUUGGGAGCGGUCCUAUCACAACAGCACGAAGAUGGCGAAAAGGGUCGUGGCUUACCUGAGUCGUUCAUUGACGAAGAGUGA